AUGCCACCAGCUACAACCGCAAUCAAUGCUGGAGGAGGAGGUGAUAAUAAUAAUCAUCAUCAUCAUGGUUGGAAGCUUCGCAAUUAUCGUUUGACGACUUCCAUUCUACAUGGCGCCGUCGAUCUCGAUACAUCUUGUAACUUCAUUGAGAAACCACCAGAAGAAGAGUCAACAGUCGACAUCGAAGGGGGCCGAACGGUUACCUUUGCCAUGAUGAGUAAUGUGACGCAAAGACCUAAGAUUAGUCACACCAAGAUCAAGAGGGCCAAAUGUGUGAACUUGAAUGUGGAACCCGAAAAAAGCAGUGUUCUUGGCCGAUUCGGACACCGUCUGCAAAGAUAUUUGACCAAAAAGAAUGUUCCAUCUUUGACAGUGCUCUACCUUGUUGCAUUCUUUAUCAUGAACGCCGUCUUCGCUUUGUUAUGGUCAGCCGAGACCGACGGUUGUUGUGAUGACCCUACCAUGACAUUCUGGGACCACUUGGAUUUUGCAGUCCAGACAUCUUCCACCAUCGGGUACGGUGGAUACCGCCCCAAAGGACGUCUAAACAACGCGUUGGUGGUCCUGCAGACGGUAUUGGCAAUUUGCUUGGCUACCGUUUACGCUGGAUUGUUGUUCUUUAAGUUUAUUACACCCUCUGCUAAUUUUCAAUUCAGCGAGGUCAUUACUCUCUCCAACGUGAUGGGUCAUCCUUGUCUUGAGAUUCGAGUAGGCAAUGCAGACGGGAAUGCCAACAAGCUUAUCAACGCUGAUGCUAGCUUGUGUGUGACAUCGAUCCAACAUUAUCGAUGUCCACACGAAUUCAAUCUUCGUACGACAGAAGAAACAGAAGAGUUGGAACUUUUUGUCAAUUCCAGACACCGAUUGGACGACGUUUGGACACUGCGACAUUUCAUUGAUGACAAGAGUCCGUUGUAUGGCUUCCGCUUUGAUGAGUUUCCAGGAAAUACCAUUCGCUCUCUAUCUUUGAAUGUGAAAGCCAUUCAAAGGGCCACCAAAAACGAGGUAUUCGGCCAGGCGGUCUAUCAUUUAGAAGACAUAAUGGUUGGGCAUAGGUUUGAAGAUCAAGUAACGUGGGACGCGGGCACUCGAACAGCUUUCAUUGAUUAUUCCAAGAUGAGCAGCACCACACUGUCCAUGGUGUGGCAUCCAAAGAGUACUGGUACGGUUCAUUGA
This is a messenger RNA of Cylindrotheca closterium, 1176 nucleotides long. The record is from the annotation of a GenBank genome assembly. Lineage: Eukaryota; Bacillariophyta; Bacillariophyceae; Bacillariales; Bacillariaceae.